GAGAGGAAAAAAGUAAUUAUGUUGCUAACAAAUGGGACUUAUACUAUUAAUCAGGUAUAAAAUCUCCAUUGCACUACAAGAAUGUAAGAAAGAGACCAACUACAAAAUUCUACUAAUAUUUAAAAUAGAUGUCGCAUCAUGCUUCUAUCUACGAGAUUAUGAAGACCUCGUAAAGCUAAUCGAUACAUGUAUGCAUGGAUCUAAAAGACCGGAAACGAAGUGUUGAUUGUGGCCAAUCUGUUAAAAAGGUCAAAAAACACUUAGCUGACACGAGACCCAGUUCACACUCACUAAUGUGGUGUACUUAGGAUCACGCUAAGGUCUCUAUGUAGUUGUGCUAAAAGCACAAGUUAUAUAUCUAUAAGAUAGUAUAACCACU
Molecule: messenger RNA, 379 nt
Organism: [Candida] anglica
Lineage: Eukaryota; Fungi; Ascomycota; Pichiomycetes; Serinales; Debaryomycetaceae
Source: the annotation of a GenBank genome assembly